GCCAUUUGAAUUGUCACAAGCUCAACGAAUAUCUUGACUUUGUACUUUAGUUUAAUUUAUAAAUUGAAAACGAUCGUAGGAUUCAUGUGAUCGAUUAACACAGAAAAAAGACAUUAAAUAAAAUUGUUUUGCAAUGACGUAUUUUCGAAAAAACAACCGAGUUCGGCUGUUCGGACUACAUAAUUUUCGUAUCAUUGGAAUAAAACCUGACAGACACGCGUGUCGCGUGGAUGACAAAAAUGCACAAAAUAUAUAUUCUGUGCUCCAAACAUCAAACAAUGUCAGGUGGUAGAAAAGAACUGAAAUUAUUUCUCAUUAAAGAAGAAAUUUCUGAAGAAACUAUAGAACACCCUGAAGUAUUUACAGUCGAUGCAAUGAUGGAACAUUUAAAAGACCUCAAUGGAGUAGUAGGCAAAAAUCUUUUUCUAAAAGACAAAAAGAAACAACUCUGGCUUUUAACAACAAUACAUGAUCGUGAGAUAGAUUUGAAAGUUAUAGCAAAGAAAGUCCAAGCUGCAGGGGGGCUAAGGUUUGCAGAUGAAAGUAUUUUACAGGAGAAGUUAGGGGUAAGUCAAGGUUGUGUCACCCCCCUGGCACUGUUUAAUGAUAAAGCUGGGGAUGUUAAAUUAAUACUUGAUUCUGGAUUCUUUAAUGGUGAACAUGUACGAUGUUAUUUCCAUCCAAUGGUUAACUCUGCAUCAAUGGGAAUUUUACCUGAUGAUUUGCUGAAGUUUGUCAAGGCAACAGGACAUGAAGCAAUUUUAAUCGAUAUUUAGUUAAUAAAUUAAAAUAGUAUAAAAUAUACUUCAAAGAUUGUGAAAUGAUAAAUUCAUAACAACUUUUAUGAUUAGCAUGAUUUAUCUUUACUGUUCAAUAAGUUUAUUGGAAGACAACAUUUCGACUGAUAGUUGAGCACACAUCCACUUAUAUAAAAAUGUAUGUAAACAUCUUUAAUUUUUGAAAUCAUGUUUAUUUCAAGAAAUCUAUAAAAGGGAAUUGCUAAAAACACAGCAAGAUAUGGAUAACGAGUAUUUAUGUUUUGGGUGAUAUUCCCAUUCAGAGAAAUAAUGAUAUAAGUAUCAGAGAAUGCAUUGUUAAAAUAACAAAGUUAUUAUAUUGACCUAAGUCAAA
This is a messenger RNA of Xenia sp. Carnegie-2017, 1131 nucleotides long. RefSeq names its product putative prolyl-tRNA synthetase associated domain-containing protein 1. Gene Ontology annotation, molecular function: aminoacyl-tRNA deacylase activity. Lineage: Eukaryota; Metazoa; Cnidaria; Anthozoa; Malacalcyonacea; Xeniidae. The transcript has a single exon. The record is from RefSeq and is a predicted model, not a curated record. The coding region runs from base 231 to 776 and encodes 181 amino acids.